This is a messenger RNA of Anopheles aquasalis, 576 nucleotides long. RefSeq lists its product as uncharacterized. The record is from RefSeq and is a predicted model, not a curated record. Lineage: Eukaryota; Metazoa; Arthropoda; Insecta; Diptera; Culicidae.
AUGUCAACCAGGUCGCUUCUAGUGGUCCUGGCGGUGGUAGCGCUGAUCGGCGUACAGCAUAGCAAGGCCGCCAUCCUAACGCGUGCGAUCGAAGCACAGAAAUCGUUGGUCGAACGGGAGGAGCAACUGUUGGCACAGGCCAAGGAUCAACUGUACCAGACGGCCCAGAACGCCCUCGAUACGUCGCGAGAUGCCGUGAUGAGUGCCGCCGAACAGAUGCGCUACACGUUGCUGUCCCCGUGGCGCAUGGCAUCCGAGGCACUCGAGCGGCCCAAGCUGUACGCCAAGUAUCUGCUGGCGAAAUCGUUUGUCAAACCGGCGGACGAAUCCGAUGCCCCGCCAGCCGUCGUGGAUCUGAACGAUAGCGAGGCAACCAUGACGCUGCCUCAAAUGCUCUCCAACCUGCCGGUGGUUCGCCUGUUCACCGGUGAUGCCCCAACGGAGGACGCCAAUGCGCAGAGCAAACCGAGUUCAUUGAUUGAAUUCUCGGAUUUCAACGCCCCGGCACCAGCCCCGCUGCCAUCGCCAACAACGGAGCCGGAGAAGAUAACGCCGAUGAAAGUGAUCCUGCUGUAG